Molecule: messenger RNA, 606 nt
Organism: Coregonus clupeaformis (lake whitefish)
Lineage: Eukaryota; Metazoa; Chordata; Actinopteri; Salmoniformes; Salmonidae
Product: ATP-binding cassette sub-family C member 4-like
Exons: 4
Biological process (GO): transmembrane transport
Cellular component (GO): plasma membrane
Molecular function (GO): ATP binding; ATPase-coupled transmembrane transporter activity; ATP hydrolysis activity
Source: RefSeq, a predicted model, not a curated record
AUGCGGGGCCUCAACAUGGCCUCCUUCUUUGCGGCCAGUAAGAUCAUCGUCUUCAUCACCUUCACUGUCUACGUCCUCCUGGGGAACACCAUCUCAGCCAGCCAGGUGUUUGUGGCAGUGUCUCUAUAUGGUGCCAUCAAGCUCACAGUGACCCUCUUCUUUCCACUGGCCAUCGAGAAGGUGUUCGAGACCAUCAUCAGUAUCCGCAGGAUCAAGAAUUUCCUUCUGUUGGAUGAGAUUGAGAGAAACAACAUGAGAUUCACCCAGGAGGAAGAGAAAGACACCUCUGUUGAGAUCAAGGACUUAAUUUGCUACUGGGACAAGUGUCUGGACGCCCCGUCUCUCCAGAACCUGUCACUCACAGUAAAGUCGGAGCAGCUUGUCGCAGUCAUUGGACCUGUGGGGGCUGGAAAGUCCUCUCUGCUAAGCGCCAUCCUGGGGGAGCUGCCUCACGACAAGGGCGUGUUGAGGAUCAAAGGUCAGCUGACCUACUCCUCCCAGCAGCCCUGGGUGUUCCCUGGAACCAUCCGCAGCAACAUCCUGUUUGGCAAAGAGCUCCAUCUUCAGAAGUAUGAGAAGGUCCUGAGAGCCUGCGCACUCAAGAGG